Messenger RNA from Corylus avellana, 1913 nucleotides. Lineage: Eukaryota; Viridiplantae; Streptophyta; Magnoliopsida; Fagales; Betulaceae. The record is from RefSeq and is a predicted model, not a curated record.
UGUAUAUCAAGGACUGGAUGCGAAAGAUGCGGAGGAUAUUUCAAGCAUAUAUUUAGAGGACUGUCCAUGGCAGGUGAGGAUCCCAUUCACGCGCUGUCACCGGGCAUCGGUCAUCAGACAGAAGAAGAUGGAACUAUUAUCCAAGAUCAUACUGCGCCUAUUGUUGUUUCUGAUUUGAUGGGCCAUCUUUUUGAUCAAUUCUUUACUGAAGGGGGCAAGAACGAAGAAAAUAAGGAGAGCGUAACGAUCUUGGAUGAAAGAUUCGUGGGUUGUAAUGGUAAAAGAGGAGAAGCCACCGAGAAUGAAUCAAAUUCCAUCGAUGAUCAUACUGUGGAGCAGGGUACUGGGUGGGCGCGUGAAGAAGCAAAAGAUUAUAAUGAGAAUGAGGUUGAGGUUUCUUUGGUGAAGACUGAAAGGUUCAAGAAUGAAGUUCAAUCGCGGAGAAUUGCAAUGGAGGAUGAGGUUCAGCGGCGAAUUCUGGAUUCUCUGGUAAAUUGGUUUCUCCCUAAAGAAGAAAUAGUUGAUAAUAAGAAUAAGGAGGAGGAGGAGAAAGAGGAAGAUGAUAAGUAUUCUCUGCACCGGGAAUUUCUGCUUUAUAUUCAAAAUUGGCGUGGCAGUAAAGAAACAAAAGUUAAUAAUGAGGAGAUCUUGGAAGAAAGAUUCGUGGGUUGUAAUGGUAAGAAAGGAGAAGCCGCCGAGAGUGGAGUUUUGAUGGCGGGGAUUGAUCAAGGGGGGUUCAAGAAUGAAGAUUGUAAGUUGAAUGGAGCAAAUUUGAUUGAUGAUCAUAUUGUGAAGCAGGGUACUGGGUGGGCGCGUGAGGUUUCUUCUUUGGAGAGUGAAGAUUGUAAGUUGAAUGAAGCAAAUUUGAUUGAUGAUCAUAUUGUGAAGCAGGGUACUGGGUGGGCGCGUGAGGUUUCUUCUUUGGAGAGUGAAGUUCAGUCUCGGAGAAUUGCAAGGGAGGCUGAGGUUCAGCGGAGACUUCUGGAUUAUAUGGUAAAUUGGUUUCUCCGUGAAGAAGAAUUAGUUGAUAAUGAGAACAAGGAGGAGGAGGAGGAGGAGGAGGAUGAUAAGUAUUCUCUGCACAUGGAAAUUCUGCUUUCUCUUGAUAAUGGGAAUGUGGUUUCUUGGGUGGAGACUGAAAGCUUCAAGAAGGAACAAGUGGAGGAGAUACCGAGAGAGAUGGAUGCUGAAAUGCGAGCUGAUUAUCAGAAGUGCUGCGGAAUUGCUCAGCAAGAAUCCAAUGAUCUUGUUCUUGAAAAUGUGACCGUGAGAGAAGAGAAAGUUGAUAAUGAGAAUGAAGAAAUGGAGGGGAGAAUUGCUACUGAUGAUUAUUCUGAGGAAAAAGGCAAUAAUGAGGAUGAGGAGGAGGAGGAUGGGGUUUCUCUGCAGAGGAGAGUUCCAGAUUCUAUUGUAAAUUGCCAUGGCUGUGAAGAAGAAAAGGUUGAUAGUGAGAAGGAAGAAGAGGAGGGGAGGGACAUACACAUCAAUGAAAAGGUCUCCGAGGAUGCUUCAAUGUUGAACCAAAUUACCAAAGAGCUCGAUGAGAUAGAAUUUACACUUAAGAAUGAAAAUGAUGCAAGUGCUCCUGGGAUGAUCAGAGAUGCUGCAGUACAUGAACAUAAGUCGGAAGAAGGUGUGGAAUCAAGAGAGAUGGAAUCAGCAGGAGAAUGAAGUAAAGGAGAGGAUUAACUGCUGUUGUUGCUCUUAAGCUGCUACCAUGGCCUUGCCCUUGUGUGCAUCUCUGGGGCUUCAGGUUUCUGCUUUGUUUUGCUAGUUUGUUCUUUAGUUUUUGAAUUUACAUAGAGAUAAAUGCAGUCCAAACAAGGACCAACUUUCAGUAUCUGUCGUUUAGCUUUGAUGAAUAAUAAAUAGUAUUGAUAAUCUGGUUUGUUCUAAUUGAUUGUGGUUUUUUG